Molecule: messenger RNA, 5020 nt
Organism: Sceloporus undulatus (fence lizard)
Lineage: Eukaryota; Metazoa; Chordata; Lepidosauria; Squamata; Phrynosomatidae
Gene: DDX11
Product: DEAD/H-box helicase 11
Exons: 27
Coding region: 1898-4651 (917 amino acids)
Biological process (GO): establishment of sister chromatid cohesion; nucleobase-containing compound metabolic process
Cellular component (GO): nucleus
Molecular function (GO): ATP binding; DNA binding; hydrolase activity, acting on acid anhydrides, in phosphorus-containing anhydrides
Source: RefSeq, a predicted model, not a curated record
AACCAACAACAACAUACAAGACAGUUUUUAUCAGUCCAGAUAGAGCAAUACUAUAAGUAGAAGACAUUCUAAGUUUUCGUUUUGUAGGCUUCUGGACAAUUUGUCCAUUUUUAUGGCAUCUAAUAAUCCCAGUAGCCUAUUAAAAGUGUUUCUCCUUGUUUCCAUAUUUGAGCAUAAGCUAUAUGUGCAGUGAACAUUAUAUAGAGAAGUAUUCUGCCAUUACCCCCCCCCCCCCAUUGUUCUUCAAUUCUGUUUAAAAAAUGUUUCAGGUUUAAAUUUUAUGUCUUCAGGUAGCAUCGAAUAUUUUUUUAUAAUGUACUUGAGAGUAAUGAGGUGCCUUUCAUAUUAAGAAAAGAUGUUGCAAAAGAAGUCAGAGAAUAUUAUGCAAAAUCAGACUGAAUCUCAAUAAGGCGCCACAGGAAACCUAUGAAUAUCACCAUAAUUCAAGUAUAUGCACCAACCAAGAACAAGAAAAAAUUGAUAGAUUUUAUUAAGGAGUACAGGAAGAAAUUGACGACACACCAACAUAGGAUGGCAAGAUUGGAACUCAAAGGUUGGAAGUAAAGAAGAAUGAAAAACAGUAGGCAGAUUUGGACUAAGCAAAAGGAAUGAAGCAGGUGUGCGUCUGACAGAUUUUUCUUAAGCCAAUUACCUAUUCAUUGCAAACACAUUUUUCAUACAACCGGAGAAAAGGUUAUACACAUGGACAUCACCAGAUGGCCAACAAAAACAAACAAACAGAUUACAUAAUUGGAAGUAAAAGAUGGCAAAGCUCCAUGCUGAUGGCCAAGACUAGACUAGGCUCUGCUUCUGGCACAGAUCACUAACAACUCAUUUCAAAACUAAAACUAAAACCCAAGAAGAGAACAAAACCAGUCAUCAUACCAAAAUACGAUUUAAAUGACAUUUCCACAGAAUUCAUUGACAACAUAAGGUACAGAUUUCUCCUACUAAGAACAAUAGAUUGUGAACCGGAGGAGCUGUGGUCUGAAGCCAGGGACAUAAUAAAAGAAGAAUGCAUAAAAACACUUCCAACAGACAAAAAGAAAAUGAAAAAACCACAGGUGACAAAUAAAAUGCUACAAACAAUAAAGGAAAGAAGAGAAACAAAACAAAAAAGAAAUAGGAAUAAACUAAGAACCAUGAAUGCAACAGUACAACGGCUAGUGUGCAAAGAUAUGGAAAAUUACUACAAUGACAAAUGUAGAGAAAUAGAAGACAACAAAAAAAGGGAAGAAUGAGAGACCUACUCCACUAGACUCAAGAAAUCAAGAGAAAAUUCAAACCAGGGACCGGGAUGCUCUACAACAAUAAAAAUAACAUAAUUCAAGAACAGGAAAGAAUAAAAAGAUGAUGGAUGGAAUACAGAGUAAAGUUAUAUAAAACAGAUGAUAACAUGAAGGACACAUGGAACAAAGAGCCUUAUGAAGAUGAACCCCAAAUUCUAAAGUCUGAGAUGGAAGCUGCAAUAAAGGAAAUGGCAAAAAACAAGACUCCAGGAACAGAUGACUCCAGGAACAGAUAUUCCAAUAGAACUGUUGCCAUCCACAUUGACAGAGUAAACUCUAGUGAUAACCAACAUAUGUCAACAGAUAUGGAACACAAAACAAUAGACUUGGAAGCGAUCAAUAUACAUUUCCACAUUCCCAUCUAUGAAAAAGGAGACAAACGAGACUUCAGCAAAUUUAGAACCACAGCACUAAUCUGUGCAUGUAAAAUCAUGCUCAAAAUUCUGCAACAUAGGCUCCAACCAUACAUGGAGAGAGAAAUCUCAGAGGGAAUCCAAGCAGGGUUCAGGAAAGGAAGAGGCACCAGGGAUCACAUUGCAAAUAAAUAAUGGCUAAUGGAACGUAGCAGCGAGUUCCAAAAGAAAAUCAGCUGAGUAAAUUUCCAGGAGAUGGCUGGGGAAAUUCAAGAAAAGCCCAAAAUACACUUUCCUUUCCCAUAUACACCAUAUUCUAUUCAAGAAGAAUUCAUGACUAAACUUUAUCAGGUCUUGGAAGCUGGAAAGAUUGGCAUAUUUGAGAGCCCAACUGGCACAGGAAAAUCUUUGAGUCUUAUUUGUGGAGCUCUUUCUUGGCUCCGAGACUUGGAAGAGAAAAAGAGGCAGGAAGAGGCUCGGGUACUGGCAGGUGAAAUUAAUGGGAAGGAUACAAACAAACAGUGUGAGAAAGGCAGCACAGAGUUUGCAGCCAGCCAGCUGUCAACUGGGGAGCCAGAUUGGAUAACUCAAUUUGUGCAAAAAAAAGAAGAGCGAGAAAUGGCACAGAAGCUGAAGGAAGAGCAAAUCAGGAGGAAGAAGCGAGAAGAACGUCUGGAGCAAAUUCGUCACAAUGUGCAGCUGAAAUACAUGUCUAAAAGAAAGAGAACUGAGGAGAAGGAGAUGGAACAGCUGCUCCAGCUCAGUAGGGACAUCUUGGCUAACCCAAGUGACUCAAGUGCUUUGGAGCCAUUGGAUCAGAGUGAGGAAGACCUGAUCCUUGCAGAGUAUGAGAGUGAUGAGGAGAAGAAAGUGGGAAACAGGAUAAGUAAAGCUGAUGAUGAUGAUGAUGAUGAUGAUGAUGAUAUAGAGGAGGAACAUGUGACAAAGAUUUACUACUGCAGCCGAACACAUUCUCAGCUGGCUCAGUUUGUGCAUGAAGUUCAGAAGAGCCCAUUUGGCAAAGAGAUCCGGCUGGUGUCCUUGGGAUCUAGGCAGAACUUGUGCGUGAAUGAGGAGGUGAGGCAUCUGGGAGCUGUCCAGUUCAUCAAUGAUCGUUGUAUGGAGAUGCAGAAGAAUAAACAUGAAAAGAAGAGCAUAGGAGAGGAGACUGAAGGAAAAAAGAGGCGUAUAAGCCGUACAGUGUGUCCAUUUUACUCCUUUGAGCACAUGCAACUUCUUCGGGAUGAAGUUCUGGUCCAGGUGAAAGAUAUAGAGCAGCUGGUGACUCUGGGGAAGGAAAUGAAGGCGUGUCCAUACUAUGGAAGCCGAUAUGCCAUCCCAGCUGCUCAGCUGGUGGUAUUGCCGUAUCAGAUGCUUUUGCAUGAAGCUACUAGAACUGCAUCUGGGAUCAAAUUGAAGGAUCAGGUUGUGAUCAUUGAUGAAGCCCACAACCUGAUUGAUACCAUCACCUGCAUCUACAGUGCCCAGGUUAGCGGAUCUCAGCUAUGCUGUGCCCAUUCCCAGCUGUCGCAGUACUUGGAGCGAUAUAGGAAACGACUAAAGGCAAAGAAUUUGAUGUACAUUAAGCAGAUUCUAUUUUUGCUGGAGAGGUUUGUGGCUGUUCUAGGAGGAAAUAUAAAUCAAAACCCCAACACACAGAACAUCUCAGAGGCAGGAGUGGAGCUGAAAUCUAUCAAUGACUUCCUCUUCCAGUGUCAGAUUGACAAUAUCAACCUCUUCAAAGUUCAGCACUACUGUGAGAAAAGCCUGAUCAGCCGGAAGUUAUUUGGGUUUGUGGAAAAAUAUGGAGCAUCUGGAGCACUGAAAAUAAGAACAGCAGACCAGAAGAUGGUUGGCUUGCAGAAUUUCCUGGAAAUCUUGAAUAAGAGACAAGGGAAGGAAGGGAUCCCACAGGAUUCCUCUGAAGAGGCUGAGAACGACCAGCCCAAAAUGGUAUCUCCUCUGAUGCACAUAGAGGGGUUCCUAGCAGCACUCACAAAUGCAAAUCAAGAUGGAAGAGUAAUCCUCACCAGGCAAGGUACUCUAGCUCUCAGCAGCCUCAAGUUUCUUCUGUUGAAUCCAGCAGUGCACUUUGCCAAGGUUCUGAAGGAAUGUCGGGCUGUGAUCAUUGCUGGGGGCACCAUGCAACCGGUGGCUGAUUUCCGGGAACAGCUGCUCCUGUGUGCAGGUGCCAGUACUGAGAGGAUUGAAGAGUUCUCAUGUGGUCAUGUGAUUCCUCCAGACAACAUUUUACCCAUUAUCCUCUGCAGUGGCCCAGCCAACCAGCAGCUGGAAUUCACCUAUGAGAAGAGAAGCCUGCCUCAGAUGAUGGAGGAAACUGGCAGGAUUCUUUGCAACAUGUGUAACAUUGUCCCUGGUGGGAUGGUGUGCUUCUUUCCUUCCUAUGAGUAUGAGAAGCAGGUAUACAUGCACUGGGGGAAGACAGGGCUGCUAACCCAACUGGCUUCAAAGAAAAAGAUAUUUCAGGAACCCAAGAGUGCUAACCAAGUGGAGCAGGUGUUGGCUGAGUAUGCCAAGUGCAUCAAGCGUUGCAGCCAAACAGUGGGACCCAUGACAGGUGCAUUGCUGUUUUCAGUAGUUGGUGGGAAAAUGAGUGAAGGAAUCAAUUUUUCUGAUGACCUAGGAAGGUGUGUGAUUAUGGUGGGCAUGCCCUACCCCAACAUCAAGUCUCCAGAACUUCAAGAGAAAAUAGCAUAUCUUGAUAAGACAAUGCCCAAAACAGCUGGCCAAGCACCAGGCAGAACACUCAUUGACAACCUGUGCAUGAAAGCAGUCAACCAGUCAAUAGGAAGAGCCAUUCGACAUCAAAAUGACUUUGCUAGCAUUGUGCUCUUAGACCACAGGUAUACACGCCCAGCUAUUUUCAACAAGCUGCCUCAGUGGAUUAAAAGCAGAACCCAAGUCAAGGCUGGUUUUGGACCAGCAUUUGCAGCACUAAGAAAGUUCCACUGGGAGAAGAGCUCAACUGUUAAAGCUGUAUCUUCUUGAUUCUAAUAGAUGUGGCUUGAGGCUAUCAUAUUGUUUGUAUGAAGUGCUGUCUUCAUAUUUGAAUGUAUUGAGUUUUCUUUUAUUGUUUAUUGUUAAUGUGUAGAUAUUUUUCCACUGUAAUAAUUACAAGUAUUUUUAAAUCUGCUGUUCAGGGAGAUUUCUUCCAUUCACACCCAACAGAGUCUUUCUGUUCCACAACAUAAAUUUGAAGUUAGAGCAGAAAUGGGGAGGAUGUGGCCUUCCAGAGAUUGUUGGCUCUAGCAUAGAGAAUUACAGCUCAACAACAUCUACAGCAGGUGUGGGAAUCAUUCAGCCCUACAGAUAUUGUUGAACUGGAAGUCCCAGUAACCCUGUGUAGCAUAGUAAAUG